Molecule: messenger RNA, 2253 nt
Organism: Anastrepha obliqua
Lineage: Eukaryota; Metazoa; Arthropoda; Insecta; Diptera; Tephritidae
Exons: 3
Coding region: 1-2253 (750 amino acids)
Biological process (GO): proteolysis
Molecular function (GO): zinc ion binding; nucleic acid binding; aspartic-type endopeptidase activity
Source: RefSeq, a predicted model, not a curated record
AUGCCAUUACGCAGCCGAAAAGUAUGUGAUUUAAAAAAAAAGUGCCGUAAUGCUGGUUUACCAGUAACGGGUAACAAAAAUCAAUUAAUUGAACGGUUGAUGGACAACAGUGAUAAUCAAACUGUUGUAAUGCAGCGUUUAUCGACUUUAGAAAAAACUAUUUCGGACUUAGUGCUACAACAAAAACAAAAAACAACGACAUCAAUUAAUUUUGUACCACCAAUAUCGUCUUCGCCGGUAAAUGUUAUUGGUAAUAUGGAAAAGUCCGCACCAACCGUAACGAGUACAUAUACCGUGAUACAUCCACAAGUAUUACCGAACGCAUACAAUAGUCAACAUUCGCUGUGGACAACCUCUCAAGAGCCCAGAAAUUUUCUCAAUCGGGACACGUUGCCACCACCGACUUUCGUGCCACCGACAUUUGUGCCACCACUGACAUCCGCGCCGUAUGCAACAUACCAGAAUCCGUCUGUACCGUACAUAUUCGAUUACGUUCGCGCACCGCCGGUAGUACCGAAUUAUUACAAUCCAUACGAGAAUGUGCGCGAUAUUGUUGAACUUUUGCCGGUUUUUGACCCAUCGUCCGAUCGUUCGUUAACACCAAAACAAUUCGUAAAACGCGUUGAAAAUCUGAGAAGUGUAUAUGGGUGGAGAGAAAACACACUUUUGUUUGCCGUACAGCAAAAGAUGCGGGGAUCAGCAAAAUAUUGGGUUGAUUCCUUGCAAGACGUGUUUAUUUCGGGGGCGGAAUUCGUUCAUAAAUUUCUGCUAAACUUUCCGUGCAUCAAAAAUGAAGCCGAUGUGCAUCUUAAGAUAGCACAAGCGAAACGGCAAAACAAUGAGUCCGCUCAAGAGUUUUAUUACCGCAUGCCUGCCUUAGGUUCAAAAGGUGGGUUAUCCGACUCGAGUAUUGCGCGCCAUAUUAUAAACGGCAUUAGUGAUUCAGAUUUACGUAAGAAAAUUUCUAAUAACUAUACACAUUGUCAAGAUUUACUAAAUGACAUUAUAAACUUUAAUAUUUAUAACGAAGUGAAAACCGCGCCACCUAAAAUGGUAUUAAAAACAAACGCGUCGAUAGAAAAACCGCUGAAUCGAAAGUCUCCGGCUACAGAAAAUCAAAAGCCGCAAACACCGUUACCACUCGAAAAAGUUAAGUGCUAUAACUGCUUGAAAUUUGGGCAUUAUUCCGUAAAUUGUGCCGAGCCACAACUUAAAACAAUCAAAGUGAACGGUAUAGAAACUCUAGCAUUUGUGGACCCUGGUAGUAGUCGUACACUUAUUCGUAAAACAUUCACGCGUAAAAUCGGAGACGUACGUGAGCAACUCACAAUAUUGAAAGGAUUCGCGGGCGGACAAUAUGCUAAUACCGAAAUUGUAAGUGCGAUAAUAGAAGUUGACGGUAAUAAUAAUCCAACUAUUAUGCCUGUCAUUGACGAUGAUUUCUCAUGUGAAACAGUAUUGUUAGGACGAGACGUAUUGUGCCGUGCGGGUAAUCGCUUGGUUAUUGAACAAGAUCAGUGUCGCAUAGAAGACAUAAAUAAAAUUGACGUUACAAAUGAUUUAAGUGUAAUUGAUCGCCAGAGCUUGCAACAACUAUUAACACAACACGCGGAUGUUUUUGCAAGCAAUUUAUCUGAAAUUAGUAAGUGUGAUGUUUCAAAACUGAGUAUCGAAUUAAACAUCAACAUACCAAUUUGCCUUAACCCGUACCGUAUACCGUUCGCUAAACGCGCUAUCCUUUCCGAAAUCGUAUCUGAAUUAUUGAGCAACAAUAUAAUUCGACCGAGUGAGUCAUCUUACGCCGCGCUAGUUGUUCUCGUCGAAAAAAAUAAUGGCGAACAUCGCUUAUGUGUGGACUACCGCAGUCUAAACAAAGUUACUAUAAAAAGACCUUAUCCCAUGCCCAUCAUGGAAGAACAGUUCGCGCAACUUGCCGGAAAUAAUUUUUUUACAACGCUUGAUCUACGUACCGGGUAUCAUCAAAUUGAAAUAGAUGAAUCCUCAAAAAAAUAUACCGCUUUCGUAACUACUGACGACCACUACGAAUACAACCGCAUGCCGUUCGGUCUGGUAAACGCGCCCGCUGUGUUCCAAUAUAUGAUGGAUAAAAUUAUUGCAGAAAUGCCGCGCGGUGAAGUGUUAGCAUAUUUGGAUGACGUUAUUAUUCCAAGUAAAACUAUUGACGAAGCACUUAAGCGACUUUCUAAAAAUAUUAAAACGUUAUGGACUUACAAUGCGCAUGGACAAACGUAA